Messenger RNA from Gymnodraco acuticeps, 6102 nucleotides. It is a transcript of the gene klhl15, whose product is annotated as kelch-like family member 15. The transcript has 10 exons. Gene Ontology annotation, molecular function: protein binding. Gene Ontology annotation, cellular component: nucleus; Cul3-RING ubiquitin ligase complex. Gene Ontology annotation, biological process: nuclear protein quality control by the ubiquitin-proteasome system; protein ubiquitination. The coding region runs from base 597 to 2573 and encodes 658 amino acids. NCBI's taxonomy places the organism in Eukaryota, Metazoa, Chordata, Actinopteri, Perciformes, Bathydraconidae. The record is from RefSeq and is a predicted model, not a curated record.
UUCAGUUCCGCCCAAAAGGGAAGUGACGCGGGUGUAGAAGAUGGCGUCCGCAAAGCCUGUGGACCGCUGUGGUUUCUUACUACCCGUUUAAUUUCUGAGCCGAGUGGGGGAUCUCCUCGUCUGGCAGAUGGAGGAUAACAUGGCAGUGAACCGCUGCCAACCGCUCUCCUGAACCCGGAAUCGAACCCGCAACUUCAUGUCCGACGGAGCCGGAGCUGCCUGGUCGAAGAGGGGCUGUGGGGAUUCGCACCGCCGAGGUGAGACGGCUGGUUUUAGCCGCUAAGCUAAGCUGUUACCCCGGCAGAGCAGUGUUGGGUCCCCCGUAGCUCCAGCCGCUGAGAAUCGUGACAGUUAAUUUGGCUAGCAGAACCAGGGAAACAUAAACACAGGAAAUGCGAACGACCCCUUAACGCUCAGCCCACAAAGCCUGUGAUUGUUCCCCCGGGCUCCAAAAGUUUGCAGACGUUCACGCUGUAAUGUGGCGGGUGUGUUGGCUUUGUCGUCCAGGUGAUUGGCGCUCAGAAAAGGGACUUUGUUAGCAUCUCCUGGACACAAGGGGCACUGUCCUCUGAUUGGCUCGGACAGCCCCCUCUGACAUGCCCGUGGCCAAUCAGAGGUGUGUUAUGUCAGGGGCAGAUGUGGAGGUGUACCUGUCCCAGGUGCAUGAUGGGAGUGUGUCGUCGGGCUUCAGGGCGCUGUACGAGGAGCGCCUGCUGCUGGACGUCACACUGCUGAUAGAGGAGCACCACUUCCAGGCCCACAAGGCGCUUCUGGCCACGCAGAGCGACUAUUUCCGGGUCAUGUUCACGGCAGACAUGAGGGAGAGGGACCAGGACAAGAUCCACAUGAAGGGGCUGACGGCCGCUGGCUUCGGACACAUUCUCCGCUUCAUGUACUAUGGCUCUCUGGAGCUCAGCAUGCCCACUGUGCAAGAGAUCCUGCAGGCGGCCAUGUACGUGCAGCUGACGGAGGCGGUGGAGUUCUGCUGCUCCUUCCUGCUGGCUAAGAUCUGUCUGGAAAACUGUGCCGAGGUCAUGCGCCUCCUGGAGGACUUCAGCGUGGGUGUGGAGGGCGUCCAGGAGCAGCUUGACAACUUCCUGCUUGAAAACUUCGUCCCCCUCAUGAGCCGACCAGACUUCCUGUCCUACCUCAGCCUCGAGAGACUGCAGUCGUACUUGAACAGCGACGCCCUAAGUCGCUUCCCGGAGAUCGAGCUGUAUGAAGCCGUGCAGUCGUGGCUGCGGCAUGACCGGCGGCGCUGGAGACACACAGACACCAUCGUGCAGUCCAUCCGCUUCUGCCUCAUGACGCCAGCAAACAUCUUCGAGAAGGUAAAGACGUCAGAGUUUUACCGUUACUCCCGGCAGCUGCGGCAGGAAGUGGACCUGGCGCUCAGCUACUUCCACGAUGUCAACCAGCAGCCUUUGGUGGAGACUCGUUCCAACCGCAUCCGCUCGGUGCGGCCGCAGACCGCCGUGUUCAGAGGGAUGAUCGGACACAGCAUGGUCAACAGCAAGAUCCUGCUGCUACAGAGACCAAAGGUGUGGUGGGAGCUGGAGGGCCCUCAGGUGCCGCUGCGACCCGACUGCCUGGCCAUUGUAAACAACUUUGCCUUCCUGCUGGGCGGGGAGGAGCUGGGGCCCGACGGAGAGUUCCAUGCCUCCUCCAAAGUAUACCGCUAUGACCCCCGACAGAACUCCUGGCUGCGCAUGGCCGACAUGUCCGUGCCCAGGUCAGAGUUUGCUGUGGGCGUCAUCGGUAAGUUCAUUUACGCAGUAGCGGGCCGCACGCGAGACGAGACGUUUUACUCCACCGAGCGCUACGACAUCACAGAGGACCGCUGGGAGUUCGUGGACCCGUACCCCGUCAACAAGUACGGCCACGAGGGGACGGUGCUCAGCGGGAAACUCUACAUCACCGGCGGCAUCACAUCCUCCUCCACCUCCAAACAAGUGUGUGUGUUCGACCCAGGGCGGGAGGCAGCUGGAGGAGGAGCAGGAGGAGCAGGAGGAGCAGGAGGAGCAGGAGGAGCAGGAGGAGCAGGAGGAGCAGGAGGAGCAGGGGGAGGAGGAGCAGGGGGAGGCAGCUCGGGGGGAUCGGAUGCUCACAGGACACGCACCAGCCGCGGCCCAGCGCUGCCCGGCACCCAUGCCAGCUGCUGGGAGAACAAAUCCAAAAUGAACUACGCCCGCUGCUUCCACAAGAUGAUCUCCCACAACGGGAAGCUGUACGUGUUCGGAGGCGUGUGCGUGAUCCUGCGCGCAUCCUUCGAGUCUCAGGGCUGCCCGUCCACCGAGGUGUACGACCCCGACACCGACGAGUGGACCAUCCUCGGCUCCAUGCCCAUCGGGCGCAGUGGGCACGGGGUGGCGGUGCUGGACCGGCAGAUCAUGGUGCUCGGAGGCCUCUGUUACAACGGCCACUACAGUGACUCCAUCCUCACAUUCGACCCCGACGAGAACAAGUGGAAGGAGGACGAGUAUCCCAGGAUGCCUUGCAAACUGGACGGUCUGCAGGUGUGCAGCCUGCACUUCCCAGAGUACGUGUUGGAGCACGUGAGACGCUGCAGCUGAGGUCUGCUCCAACACGCCUCCUUUUUAUAGAAACGGGAAUGAAGACUGAGGUCAAGUAUGGGCUUUUUAACUUUCCUUAAGGUGAGGAAAAGAUAAAUCUGCUGUUCUUCUUAAUGAAGCCAAUGGUGGCGUGGUGAGACGCCACUUGGACAUUUUCAUGAUUCGCUUUCUCAGAAAAUGUAAGGAAAAUAAUGUGUGGGGAGUGAAAAAAAAAGUUUGAAUUCUGCUGGUUUAUGUUUCAGACUGUGGUCAGUUUCCUAUUCUACUACUCACAUACUGUAUUUAGGCUGUGCAGUCAGGUGUAAUGCAGAAACGCACUGGAAGCGUCACAUUCAUGCUUUUACAAAGGGACAUUGUAUUUAUUUAUUUCCUCCUGGAAUCCAGUUUGAGUAGGUUUAUUAUCCUGCACCUGUUGAUAUAUUUAAAUUAAUGAAGUUGCUCGUAUUAAAGGUCCCCUAUUAUACUGUUUUUCAUCAAUAUAUUAUAGGUCUCAGAUAUAUACAAAACAUGUCUCUGAAGUGUUUGGCUCCAAACACCAAACAGAUCAUUGCAGCAUCCCAUAAUCCCCUCUGUUUCAGCCCUGUUUCCAAAGUGCUGAUUCUGUCUGUUACUUUAGAUGAAAAUAAGGAGCCACUCCCCAUGACCCUCUGAGAGAUAUUUGGUUAAAAAGAACACAAUGGUGCUCUAGGAGGAGAUUCAGGUGAUAAGGUGUGGGGGGGGGCGGUUACCUUGGUUGGUGAUUGGCUAAUGGUUACACAAGCCAAAAAUCGUUAUGACAUCAUAAAGUGGCCAAAAUCUGAUCAGCUCAUUUUCAGACAGGUUUUUAUAUAAAUGGAUCUGAAACUUUCAGAAUCUCUUUGCUCAGAGGGGACACAUGGUUAUGUAUAAAAGACAGGAAAAUGUGGAUUUUGCAUAAUAGGUUCCAUUUAAGAAAAAGAUGAGUGAAAGCCAAGAAUCCAAAAACAACCUAUAAGAUAUAUAACAGCUAGUAUACAAACAAAAUACUAACACUAUUUACUGUAGUGUAGUUCAUUCUAUAAACUGUCUCCAAAUAUACAAAGCAGAGUGUAAACACAUGUUGUCACAGAUGCUGCUAACAAUUUCAUCUUGAAGUGAUACAUUUUCUUCCAGUGCGUUCCAGCUUUUAGUCCUUAUAUUCUGCUUUUUACUCCCAGAUAUCCACCAUGUUCAUAAAACAACACGAAUCUCUGUGCUCCCUCUCCUUCCUCUAGGUGUGUGAGUGUGUGAGUGUGUAUGAGAGCUGAAUGCAAGAUAAAGAGGAAAACCAUAACACUACAUGGUACACGAGAUCAUCGGUUUGUUUUUUUAGAUAACCUGCAUAGUUAGAUAGAGCAGCUCUUUACCAACUCACCUUUUCAUUCCCUGCACUUUAUUUUUGGCUUUGUUGUGGCUGUUGAGUGUAAAUGCACCAGCUGUACUUUAAACUCAAACUAGUAUUACAACAUGCUGUAAGACAUUUGUCUGACAUUAACAUUCUGACUGAACUACAAAUGUACCAACCAUGAAACACGCAGAUAGUUAAUAUAUUUAGGAAACAUUGGGCCUCAUGCAGAAAGAAUGUCGUCUACUAUUCCUGAACUUCUUGUACUUUUUUCUGUUUCAGAAGGAUGAUAAAUGGCCCUUAAAUGUCAAUUUAAUGCUGCCUUUUUCUCUUCGUUUUUAAGAAGAAUUCAUUUACAAAAACUUACCAAAGAAUCAAAAUAAGACUUAAAAUGGAUUUUCGAGACCUGCUCUCAGAAAAUAGCAAACACAUUUAGCUCUUUGAGUAAAGUGUAAAGAACCUUAAAACAAAUUAGAAAAUAUCAUCGGGAUGAUUUAAUGUCAGGCUUGGUGCUAAGUAACAGUCAUGGAGAUUUUAGAUAUGAUACAAUUAUAUUCUACUAUACGUGAUUUUACACUGUCAAACACCUGCAAUAAAGACCCUGAGGCAGCUAUUGGAGACCAUUCCAACAAAUACUUAAGUUUCUGUGCCAAAAUGUGCCGAUUAAAAAUCACAAAACCUAAAAUAAAUCUCUCAGGAAUUUGGCAACCAUGAUGAUAUGGUGAACAUAAAAUAGAUUUAGCAUAAAGUUCCUGCUUUCGUUCAUUCGCUACCAGAUUAACCUCCAAUUUCAUGAAGUUCAAGGCAUAUAAAGUCAAUUUAGCGUGUUUUCCUGUUCUCAUGACUCGUACUGCAAAUAUGCAACUUUGUUUUUAAUGGGGGUUUUUUAAUAUUAAAAAAUAAAAGUAAAAUAUACUAAUGCUCCAAAUAUCUUAAAUUGCUUGCACUCAUCACAGAAAUAUAAAUAUAUUCCUAUGAACUUUUUUUGCAUGUGGCCCUGCUAAUUGUUAAGUAUUUGGCGUGUUUCUGGUACAAAUACAUUUUGCAUGUACUAAUAUUUGAGCCAGCAGAGCUCAGUGUAACCAGGACUCGCAGCAUUGAAACUUAAAAAAAAAAUGCCAGCACAGGUUUUAGAAGAUUUUUACCAAAGCUGAUUUCAACCCGUCGUUUUUCAGUCAGAUGUGUUGAUUUCAGACAUUGAAAUGCCGCCUUUGCUUCAGUUAUAUCAGAAGUUUCUGUUGUGGUAGGAUCUGUAAAGCUUAAGCAGCCCAGCAAGCCUGUCCAUUCUGACCAUUUCUUUCCCAGAUAUUUAUUUUUCAUUUUCCAUGAGCCAACUGUGAAAAGGGCUAGAGAACACAUACUGAUGCAGUUCAGCCGUUAAUUUAAGUUAUUUAUUUUGUCAACUAUUGCUUUCACUGAGCUAUGCAGUAACAGUUGUAGGGUUAUUUAUUACAAGAAUUUCAUUGUGUUGUUUUCAAAUUGUACUUUUUGUCUUUUCAUUUGUUCUCCUGAGCAGCACUGCAUGUGGCUUAUAAUGGAUGCUUUGAGAACGCUCUAUGUUAAUAUAAUCAUCCUAUAGAGGAGGUAUUUUAACAUUUAGAUGGGUCUUAACAGAUAAACAGGUACACUUUAAAGGAGGGAACUGAAACAUUUAUUACCAUGUCCUGAAACUGUAUGCAGAUUGUCAUUCAAAAGAUGUUUAAUUUACAGGUUUUUCAUAUUGUUUGAACUUGUUUAAAGGUGGCAUGUUUUCUAGGGAUCAUCCUUUUUUAAUUCACGCUUAUUUUUAUGAACAGUUUUUCCUGCUGUCCACACACAAACCUCUCUUCUGAGCUUUACAGUGUUCAUGUGAUGCCACUGCAGCUUGUCCUUUUUUGAGGAACUCUUAAUCGCUUUGUGGCAAUGGUAGAAAUCUUAGACCGUGUACCUUUCCCACGUUAAAGCCUCCUCAGCAGUGAGAUGUUGUGCGUUUCAUUUUGGACUUCAUACUGCAUCUUUGUUUCCAGAGGGGGGAAAUGUUGGAAAAGGGGAAACAAAUUCCAGGGUGGCUAAACAAUCUGUAGUGAAUAAAAUGUCAAAAGAAAAAUAGGGAAAAAUAAUUUCCCAGUGCCCGAUGUGAGAUCUUCAAAUAAAUAUAACGGUCAAAGAUCUAUUAUUAAAAAACGGUUUAUUUCUCAUAUGUUAAAA